GUCAGGAGCAACUGGGCCAGAAUCCCAGGCCUCGGCGAUCUUGGAAGGGCUGCGUGCGUCUGUGGAGUGCGCCUGCGCAGCUGUGGACGCCGCAGGUCAGCGUCUCAGUCUGGGGACCCCCAGCGCCUCGGGGACAGGGACUAAGGGAGGGGAUCCACCCCGGGGCUCGGGCGAGGGGCGGGUGCGACCCGCGGGAAUAAGAGCAUCUGCUUGCCUGGAGUUGAUGAGGCUGAGUCGGCGCCGCUUGGAUCCUGUUUUUGAAGCAUGAAUCCUUCACUCUUCCUGGCUGCCCUUUGCUUGGGAAUAGCCGCAGCAGCUCCAAAACUCGAUCAGAACCUAGAUGCGCACUGGUCCCAGUGGAAGGCGGCACACAGGAGAUUAUAUGGCAUGAAUGAAGAAGGAUGGAGGAGAGCAGUGUGGGAGAAGAAUAUGAAAAUGAUUGAACUGCAUAAUCGGGAAUAUAGCCAAGGGAAACAUGGCUUCACAAUGGGAAUGAAUGCCUUUGGUGACAUGACCAAUGAAGAAUUCAGGCAGGUGAUGAAUGGCUUUCGAAACCAGAAACACAGGAAAGGGAAAGUGUUCCAAGAACCUCUCUUUGCUGAGAUCCCCAAAUCUGUGGACUGGACUCUGAAAGGCUAUGUAACUCCUGUGAAGAAUCAGGGUCAGUGUGGUUCUUGUUGGGCUUUUAGUGCAACGGGUGCCCUUGAAGGACAGAUGUUCCGGAAAACUGGCAAACUCGUGUCACUGAGUGAGCAGAACCUGGUGGACUGCUCUCGGUCUCAAGGCAACGACGGCUGCAGUGGUGGCCUGAUGGAUUAUGCCUUCCAGUAUGUGAAGGACAACGGAGGCCUGGACUCGGAGGAAUCCUAUCCCUAUCUUGCAAGGGACACAGAUACCUGUAACUACAGGCCUGAAUGUUCUGCUGCCAAUGACACGGGCUUUGUGGACAUCCCUCAGCGGGAGAAGGCCCUUAUGAAGGCAGUGGCAACUAUAGGACCCAUCUCUGUUGCUAUUGAUGCAGGCCAUCAGUCGUUCCAGUUCUAUAAAUCAGGCAUUUAUUUUGACCCAGAGUGCAGCAGCAAAGACCUCGAUCAUGGUGUUCUGGUGGUUGGCUAUGGCUAUGAAGGAACAGAUUCAAAUAACGAUAAAUUUUGGAUUGUCAAGAACAGUUGGGGGCCAGAAUGGGGCUGUAAUGGCUAUGUAAAAAUGGCCAAAGACCAGGACAACCACUGUGGAAUUGCCACAGCAGCGAGCUAUCCCACUGUGUGAGCUGAUGGACCAGGAGAUAAGAGGACUUGGGGACAGCAUAUCUGGAGGAAUUUUAUCUUAAAACUGACCAAAUCCUUAUUGUGUAAGAUAAGACACUUGAAUCAUUGAGGAUCCGAGUUGUGAUUUGAAUUCUGUGACAUUUUUAUAAGGGUACAGCAUUACCACUACUUUAAUUACUGUUUUAAAUAACUUUAUAAUGUUGACAACUCAUUACUUAAUUCUAAGACUUUUGAAUUUUCAUUUUUUUCAAAGGAUAUAUAAAACUUUACCUUUUAAAAUAAAGUUUAAUUCAAUAUGUA
This is a messenger RNA of Odobenus rosmarus divergens (Pacific walrus), 1568 nucleotides long. Its product is annotated as cathepsin L1-like. Gene Ontology annotation, molecular function: cysteine-type endopeptidase activity. The record is from RefSeq and is a predicted model, not a curated record. Bases 265 to 1269 code for a protein of 334 amino acids. Gene Ontology annotation, cellular component: lysosome. NCBI's taxonomy places the organism in Eukaryota, Metazoa, Chordata, Mammalia, Carnivora, Odobenidae. The transcript is spliced from 8 exons. Gene Ontology annotation, biological process: immune response.